AUGUUGACGCAGCUGGAUGAACUGAGCGCCCAAAGUUGGCGAGCUCAUGGGUACAAGGCGGGGCACAUCCGUAUGAUUCACGACUUCAAGACCGUGAUUGAAGCCGAAGGCUCGCCCCACACCUUCCUCGGUUACACGAUGACGUGGCGGCUGGUCUGCACCAUCUUGACGCCCUUGUUUGCCCCGACGCUGGCAGCUAUCCGACCUUUGCUGCAGGUUGCACAGCACAACGUGCACGAUGCUGUCUGGAGUAGUGAGGAGCUGAACCAGACAAGCCAGGAUGCUCACUAUUGGCUUGGCCGCCUGGCCAACGAGAGCCACUUGAACCAGCUGCUCUCAAUAUGA
Symbiodinium sp. CCMP2456 is the source of this 345-nucleotide messenger RNA. The record is from the annotation of a GenBank genome assembly. Lineage: Eukaryota; Dinophyceae; Suessiales; Symbiodiniaceae.